AUGGGCUACGGGAAAGGCAAGGGGAAAGUUAGAGAUGAGUUCUUGGACUACUGCAUCUCACGGGUCGACCCCGAAGAUCGAGGAAGCUUACGACAGAACCUGCUUCCUUUGUCCCGGCUCCUGGCCACCAGGCUCCGCUACAAGGACGGAUUUCUCCGGAAGAUGGGCAUCGAAAUGGACCAGGAAGGAUGGACGGAUCUCGGCCAGGUCCUGGCGUUGGAUGACUUCUCGCGAUGGACAUCCAUGGAUGUCAGGGAAGUGGUCCAGGAGGCCCCGAAGGCGCCCCUCUUCGCCGCCUGCGUGGCUGGCAUCCUCGCAGGCUACGUGGUUCUGCGCAGGUGGUGGUGGUCACGGAAGCUCCCCCCUGGUAGCAUGGGCUGGCCCCUGCUGGGGGAGACCUUGUCCUACGUGUCGGGUCAGGAAGAGUUCAUUGCGGCAAGGCUUCUCAAGUAUGGCGGCACGUUUAAGUCAAACGUCCUCUUCGUCCCAACUGUUUUCCUGGCGGUGACCGAAAGCAACGCCAAGCUCAUCCACUCCAAGCGUGACCUUGGUUGGCCAGCUCACUUCAAGAAGGUCAUGGGGGAGACCUCAGUUCCCAUGGUCAACGACCCGCUCCACAAGCGCCUGCGCAACACGAGCACGCGGGCCUUCACAAACCAGCAGCUGGAUUUGUACCUGCCGGUGUUGCACAAGUUGAGCGCCAAGUACCUGAAGGAGUGGGCAGCACAAGGCACGUCUGAGCCCAGAGACGUCUAUUUCCAGAUCAAGAAGUAUGCCUUCGAGUGUGGACAGGCCGUCAUUUUGGGCUCCGCCGUCACCGAAAGCGAGCUCGACCAUUUCAUGCACCUAUUCGACACGGCCAUCGCAGGGCUGGGUUGCGUGCUGCCAGUGGAUCUUCCUGGCUUCCCCUUUCACACCUGCAUGUCUGCCCGAAGGCAGCUUGGCCAGGAAUGCCAAAAGGUGAUCCAGCGGCGCCGCGAAGCAUUGCAGGCGUCGCCCCAGCCCACGUGCAUGCUUGAUGCAAUGCUGGGGUCGGAGGAAGGCACAAGCGACCACGAGCUCCAAGACUUCUGCGUGUCCAUGACGUUCGCAGGCCACGACACCACGCUGGCCUCGAUCCACACCACCCUCCGCUGGCUCAAGCAGUGCCCUGAGCUCGCGGCCGGGUUGAGGGCGGAGGUGGAUGAGAUUUGGGAUGGCUCUGCGCCCAUCACGAGGGGCCUCUUGGAGUCCAUACCCAAGACUCGUGCAUUUAUACAGGAGGUUUGGAGGAAGACGCCGCCGGUGUCGCCGAUUGUGCGGAACCUUGCGGAGGACCAGGAAGUCGAUGGCUUCGUGGUGCCAAAAGGCUGGAAUCUGAGCUACUAUCCAGCCCGGCAGUUCAGCAAAGCAGAUGACUGGGAUGAGUUCCGUCCAAGCCGGCACUUGGACGAAGAGGGCCAAUUCAUCGACAGCACCCAUGAAGCGACCCUCUUCGAAUCAUUCGGCGGGGGCUCUCGUAUGUGUAUUGGCUACAAGUUUGCCAGGGAUGAGAUGCUGACUUUCCUGAUGGUCUUUCUCAAGCACUACGACAUGUCACUGGCAUCUUCGACACACACGCCGUUCCCAUUCAACUUCUAUCGCCUGGAGGGCUCGUUUUGUGAGCGUGCCCGCACAGAAGGAGGGGCUUAG
Molecule: messenger RNA, 1671 nt
Organism: Symbiodinium natans
Lineage: Eukaryota; Dinophyceae; Suessiales; Symbiodiniaceae
Source: the annotation of a GenBank genome assembly